CUGGAAGAACGUGUUUACAGUCGCUGUAUUCUCUCAUCUCUACCUGACGAGACUAUCCUGGAUCUAUAGAAAACUGGGAACGCAAAACAUCUUUAUUUGUGGAACUGCUGAUUUGGGGUUUUUGAUUUGAGUUUUUGAGGACUGUGAGUUUUGAAGAAUGAAUGUUGCAACCUGUCAAAUAUACAACAUUCCUUUCUAGUAACUAUUUUAUUGCUCUUCUCUCUCCGAGUCUGCUACUGUUCCUGUCCAUGACAUACUGCAGCCGAGUUACUCAAUGACAACUUUUAGACAACCUUAGAACGACGUAGACCAUUAAGUUAGUCCGUUCUGUUUUUUUACAUUUACUCACUACACUCAACCAUGCCGGUGGUCAAAGUGGAGAAAGACUCUCUUUCCGAGAUCUCCCUGCCUGCUCCCAACCCACCUGAUACGACCACAACAGUGUCGGACGAACCGUCAAGGGGCCGCCGCAGGAAGAGACCCCUCCAGCGAGGGAAGCCCCCAUACAGCUACAUCGCCCUCAUCUCCAUGGCGAUCGCCAACACACCCAACCAUAAGCUGACCCUGGGCGGCAUCUACAAGUUCAUAACCGAGCGGUUCCCCUUCUACCGAGACAACUCCAAGAAGUGGCAGAACUCCAUCCGUCACAACCUGACCCUCAAUGACUGCUUCAUCAAGAUCCCUAGGGAGCCAGGGAGGCCCGGGAAGGGUAACUACUGGGCCCUGGACCCCAACGCAGAGGACAUGUUCGAGAGCGGCAGCUUCCUCAGGCGCAGGAAAAGGUUCAAGCGCUGCGACUUUACAACCUACACGUCGUAUGUACAUGAGCCCCCCGUCUUCUCGCCUGUCCAGAUCGCUCGCUCGGCCUACACCAGCUCCGUCUACGGCUCCAAUAUGGCGGUGAGUUCCCCGUAUGGCCAGCAUGGUCAGCUACCCUCUGCCUACUACCCAUCGUCCUCGCCCCCCGGGUUCAGUCCUCACGGCCAGUCCCACUCCCGCAUGUUCAGCAUCAACACAAUCAUAGGGCACCCCUCCGGGGGCCAAGGGCCUGAGAUGAUGCAGCAGCCCAGCCGGAGCUUCAGUCCAGAGGGAGGCCCCGCUGGGGGCCCCAGCCACUGUAACCUUGGAGCCCCAGCCUUCCAGGCUCAAUCAUGUGGAGGGGCCAUGCUGUCCCGCUCCUCGGCCCAUGUGGGGUUCCCCUACUCGGGGCCCAACGGACACCACCACCACCCACCUCAGGUCUCCUACAGCCAGGGACACAGCCAGGGGUAUGGAGGGUCAGGGCGUCUCCACUCCCACUCCUCACCCCAUAUGACUGGAGACUCUGUGGAGCCUUAUGGGAGAGUGUCCCCGGGACAGUUGGGCCAGUAUAAUGGCACUGGAGCCUACCUAAGACACCCCACGUACUCAGGGAACAUGGACAGGUUCGUGUCUGCCAUCUGAGGAACUGUCUUCAAAGAAUUAUGCAUUGGGUUGGUUUUGGGAAAGAACAGUUCCAAUGGACUUCUCAGUUUCAGUUGUCGGCUAUGCGAGAGACACUGGUGUUAGCAUGAAGGCAUGACUGAAAAGGAAAAGACUAAAGGACAUAAAAGGAACAGGAUUCUUCCAUCAUGUUUUGGUGUGUAAUUGUGACAUUAAUUCAUGUGCAUGUUUUGAGAUAUAAAAUGUCAUUAAUUCAGUAACUGUGACAAAUAUGAUAUGGACUGCACGCUCAAGUAUCAAGUGCAAUGAUCAGGACACUACAUUGUUAAAUGUACAUUACAUGUAAAUGUUUGAAUCCACAUCGCACCAUAAUGUGUAUACAGUUGAGAUUUGAAUUUAAAGGUUAAAGUUGGUGUCUGGAAAAAAAAAGCGUGAAUGAGGCUUUGCAGUUCGUCUUCUUUACUGUGGUGAAAAUCUGUGGUUGCAAAAACUCAAUGUGUGCAGGGUCUUUUUUUAUGUAAUUGUCUAAAUAUAUUUGUAAUGGAAUUCAAACUGUUUGUGUAAACUAUUGUGUUUCAU
Molecule: messenger RNA, 2001 nt
Organism: Coregonus clupeaformis (lake whitefish)
Lineage: Eukaryota; Metazoa; Chordata; Actinopteri; Salmoniformes; Salmonidae
Gene: foxe1
Product: forkhead box E1
Exons: 1
Coding region: 361-1443 (360 amino acids)
Biological process (GO): regulation of transcription by RNA polymerase II; cell differentiation; anatomical structure morphogenesis
Molecular function (GO): DNA-binding transcription factor activity, RNA polymerase II-specific; RNA polymerase II cis-regulatory region sequence-specific DNA binding
Source: RefSeq, a predicted model, not a curated record